Messenger RNA from Kazachstania africana CBS 2517, 2382 nucleotides. It is a transcript of the gene MDM20, whose product is annotated as Mdm20p. Gene Ontology annotation, cellular component: cytoplasm; NatB complex. The record is from RefSeq and is a predicted model, not a curated record. Gene Ontology annotation, molecular function: protein-N-terminal amino-acid acetyltransferase activity. Bases 1 to 2382 code for a protein of 793 amino acids. The transcript has a single exon. Lineage: Eukaryota; Fungi; Ascomycota; Saccharomycetes; Saccharomycetales; Saccharomycetaceae. Gene Ontology annotation, biological process: N-terminal peptidyl-methionine acetylation.
AUGGUAGAAAAAAUUGAGGAGGAUAUAUUUGGGUUGAUCAGGAAGUCUUCUUUCAAACAAUGUUUUGAGAAAGUGAACAUUUUGAAGAAAAAUUACCCAAGGCUCCAGUAUCCGAAUGUACUUGAAUUGUAUAUCAAAUACAAACAGUCCCCAUUGAAGUUUGAUUAUGAGGCCGAUUUGGGGAAGCUCUAUGGUUCUAAUGGUUCCAUUGUCACUGUUGAACAUGAGACUUUGAAUCUUUUGCAUAGAUUUUUCAGUGAACUAGAGAAUUUUGAAGAGGCCCUACAUGUCUAUGAAAAGGCCAAUGCAAAGUAUCCCAGCUUUGAAUUAAGUUAUUCAUGGUUUGAAAAAGCUUUAGAAGAUUCAAACUAUAAACACAUGGCAAAAGCGAGCUUGCAAAUGUCCAAAUUUGAAACUGCUGCCGGUUCUCUGGAAUCAAGAGACUUCUAUUUUUGGAAUGCUAUUUCAACAAUUGCUCUAUUUGAGUUCCGGACUCACAAUCUAACUGAGCAGGAGGUUAAAAUACUGCCUUUGCUAACUUAUAAAAACCUAUGCAAUUGCAAACCGUUCCGCUCGACGCAAGAAGUUAUCGUCUUCUCUUCCGUAUGUGAGAAACUAUUUCCAAAUGAUCGUUCAAAAUCCGAUGAUAUACUAAAAGAGAUUACACCCCAUUUAACCGAUUCUGUGGACCUAUACUUGAAGAAUUUUAUGCUCAAGCAUAUUGGUAGUAACAAUCCUGACUUACUAUUUUCAAAUUGUGAAAAAAUGUUGAACAAAAUAAAUGAUUAUGAUCUAUUGAAAAGUUUAGUAACCUCUGGUAAGCAAUUAGGAAAGUCUAAAGAUGAAUUAAUCAAUUUGAUAGACUCUCUUUUAACUGACUCAAGAAAUUCAAGACUGAUUCGUCUUGAAAUUGACUUAGUCUUUGAUUUAACUAUAUCGGAAGAAUCAUUAAGACAUUAUUUAUCUAAGUUUCAUAAUAAGCAGUGUUGCUCCGCUGAUUUGUUACAUUAUAAAAAUAGCAUUGAUAAGGAUAUGCUGGCGGGUCUCAUUUCUUCAUUUGAUGAUUCUGACGUCAUCCAUGCUUCUAAUAUUUUCAAAAUGAAGCUUAAUGAACUUGAUUCUGUGGAAUAUUACAAUAGGCACAAAAACAGUCUUCUCGAGAAGGUAGAAACAGAUUAUUCUGCGAACUCUAUCUUUAUUCUUGAUAUAGUCAAAUCCCUGACUCAAAAAGAUGAAGAACCUUUAAUUUUUGACGUUGUUUUAGCUGUAUCCAUUCUGGAAAAUUACCAAAAUAAAGAUUCACACAAUUACGAUACCAAUGUAUGGUUAAUUGCGCUUUAUAUGUAUUUAGGUUUAGUUCCAUUAGCGUAUUCUCAUUAUCAGGAUUUGAAAGUUAGGAAUGUACAAACAGAUUCUAUGGAUUUUCUCCUAUAUUCAAGAUAUUCUAGUUUAUUCCCACAGAAACAACACGAUUUUAUAAUGAAAACUUUACCAGAACACGAUGAACUUUAUAAGAGUUCGUUGGAAAGAUUACCACAACUGAUCAAUGUGUCAUUUGAAAGAAAGGCGUACAGCAAGAUUUUAGGCAUGUUGGACUUCAGACAAAGACUUGAAAAAUCCGACACAAGAUGGCUGAAGCUUUCUGAGAAAGCUCAGCUGGCAAGACUUUGUAACGAUAAGCGUUCCUUAUUAUUGGAAAACUUGCAUGUGAACUGGCGCACUGUGACUAAUUCCGCAUUCAAACAGUGGUCGGAUAAUAGAGAUUGGUCUAUUUUCGGUCCUGACAUAGAUAGAAACAGAUUGCCAGCAGUUUUGGGAUAUAUGAAUCUUAAUAGGGAUUGGAUUGAGCUGAAUAUUCUUAAAGAAUUCAUGAUAGAAUCUAUUCCAAACAAUACUGAGAGUCCCAAGUUAGAUGCUAAUUUGAAGAAGGUAAUUGCAAAUAGAGAUUUGAACGAAAUAUUAAGCUCAUCUUUUACUACAAUGGAGAAUUGGUCAUUCAGAACAUUCUAUGACUUAUAUUCUAAUAAUGGAACAAAUCUAAAUACUUUACUUGAGGAACUUGAUUUCGAUAAACUUCCAAGUGGAACCUGGAAAUUAUCGAGUGACUAUUUAACGUGUUUAGCUACCUUGAAAACUCUAGACAAUUUUAAGAGAAUUACGGACAAAAAAACCAAGCAGUUGAUAAAGUCAAACAUCCAAAAUUUGAGGGACUCUUGCGAUGAACGCUAUCGUAGCUAUCAAAAACUUCUAACUCAGGUUUGCAAUAAUUUGAAAAGUCAUGAUGGCAAAGGCUUGCUUGAAAAGCUGGAAUUUCUGCCACUUGAAGCAGAUAGCUUGGUUAAGCACGUAUUAGUUGUCCAAAAGGCCAUUAGGAACUUGUAG